Molecule: messenger RNA, 1885 nt
Organism: Zophobas morio
Lineage: Eukaryota; Metazoa; Arthropoda; Insecta; Coleoptera; Tenebrionidae
Product: glucose dehydrogenase [FAD, quinone]-like
Exons: 3
Coding region: 55-1884 (609 amino acids)
Molecular function (GO): oxidoreductase activity, acting on CH-OH group of donors; flavin adenine dinucleotide binding
Source: RefSeq, a predicted model, not a curated record
CACGGCCUAGAAAGCGAUUAGGGUACUAAAUAAUCGAGUUUUCAAAAAACAAUAAUGCCACUUUUAUUUGAAGUAUUUUUCUUUUUUAUUGUUGGUGCUGUAAGUGCCUCACUUACCAGCGACUACUACCAACAACUAAUCGCUCAAGAAACUGCAAAGUCACUCACGUACGAGCUACCCAAAAAGAAUGAGGAAUUCAAGACCGGAUACGAAUCUAAUGCUAUAAACGAUUAUGGUGAAUAUGAUUUGGUUAUAGUCGGAGCAGGUACAGCUGGGUGUAUUCUAGCUACUAGACUAUCCGAAAUUGCGAAAAUCAGUAUUCUGUUAUUAGAGGCAGGAGGCGAAGAAAAUGACUUCAAUCAAAUCCUUGCGAUGUGGCCGUACAACCUAUUUAGCGACUUCAAUUGGGGUUAUUUCAGUACGCCACAAAAACGCUCCUGUUUAGGAAUGAACAACUCACAGUGCGUUAUUUAUAGAGGGAAGGUAAUAGGGGGUGGAAGCUCAAUCAAUGGCGCGAUGUACGUCAGAGGCAACUGCAAGGACUACGACAACUGGGCAGCACUAGGAAAUCGUGGAUGGUCCUGCAAGGAUGUCCUUCCCUAUUUUAAAAAAUCCGAGAACUCGCAAGUCGAUGGUGAUGAAGGCUAUCACGGAAUAGGCGGUUUUUGGAAUAUUGAAUAUUCGCUACCUGAGUCUCCAUUAUUGCACACCUUCAUCAAUGGUAGUUUAGAAACGAACCUACCAUUUAUAGACUAUAACGGUAGAAGCCAAAUUGGUGUAAGUAAAUUACAGUCUAAUAUUAAAAGAGGAAGAAGACAAAGUUUUGGGACGGCAUUUCUGAACAAUGCCCGAAAACGUAGUAACCUCAAAGUCGUGACCAAAGCGUUGGUGACAAAAAUCACCAUAGAUCGACGAUCUAAACAAGCAACGGGGAUAGAAUUCGUAACAAACAAUAAAAAAUUUCGAGUACGAGCCAAAAAAGAAGUGAUUGUUUCAGCAGGUGCCAUCAACACACCACAACUACUAAUGUUGUCAGGAAUAGGACCCAGAAACCAUCUAAAAGACAUGAAAAUUCCCCUAGUUGUAGAUCUCCCAGUUGGUAAAAACCUCAUGGAACACCCAGUUAUCAAUUUGAUAAUUCAUACCAACUACACCGCCCCUAAUAUCAGCACUGCAGAAUCAGUAGAACAAUUUUUGAACGGGUUAGGUCCUCUAACAAAAGGAGCAAACCUAGAGGGACUAAGUUUCUUCCACACAAGAAACAGUUCCACGGAAGGACCCCAAAUACAACUCAUCACGGCUUCCCCCUACGCCGUUGACGCCUCAUUAUUUCCAAAACUCAUAAAUUUCAACACCACAAUCGGUCAAGCUUUUUCAAAACAACUCCAGCCACAGAACGACAUGGUAUGGUACGUGGUACUACUCCACGAAAAAUCCAGAGGGCAAAUUCUGUUACAAUCAAACAACCCUAUCGACUUUCCCAACAUCGAUUUGAACAUGUUCGAGGAACAAGACGAUGUUGAUGUUUUCAGUGAAGGGCUGGAGUACGCAUUUAGACUUUUGGAAACGGAAGCUUUCAAAAAAGUCAAUGCUACGUUGCUCGAUAUUUCCUUAUGUGGUGAUUCUGGAACACGUUCAAAACAGUACAUGGAAUGUUUAAUGCGGAACUUGGCAGGUACUGGUUAUCAUCCUAUCGGAACGGCGGCGAUGGGUCCAGAUCCCAGGAAGUUUGUUGUUGAUGAUAAGUUGCGGGUGCAUGGGGUUGGGAAUAUGAGGGUUAUUGACGCGUCGAUUUUUCCACUGGGGAUAUCUGGGAAUACUAACGCACCUACGGCGAUGGUGGCCGAAAAAGGCGCAGAUAUUAUCAAAGCGGAACUAAAAUGAA